Messenger RNA from Ceratotherium simum simum (southern white rhinoceros), 1808 nucleotides. RefSeq names its product family with sequence similarity 110 member A (gene FAM110A). The record is from RefSeq and is a predicted model, not a curated record. NCBI's taxonomy places the organism in Eukaryota, Metazoa, Chordata, Mammalia, Perissodactyla, Rhinocerotidae.
UCCCCUUCCUCUGCGCCGCGGCGACCUUCGCUCCGGUCGGGGCCUCGGGACAGGCGGGUCCCCCGCUCCUCUCGGGUGCGGAGGGCAGCGCCGAAGAGGCGCCUGCGGGUCCUCACGCGGGGCCGGGGCCUCCCGAGCCGCGUUGGGCGCGCCCAUUCCCUGCCCGGGUCCGAGCUGUCAGCCUCUCCGAGACCCGCGCCGGAGGAGCCGGGACUCGCGCAGCGCGGGCUCCAGCCGUUGCCGGUGUCCAGCUGCCAACUUUCUGCCAGGAUCUGUCUCCUCAUUUCUCCGGUCUCCUCGGACCGAAGCCCUCGGGGGGUAUGUAACAGCCAUGCCUGUGGACACGCUGACUCCCGGAGCCCGGGACAGCCCCGCCCCACCUUUCCGCCUGCGGACCAAGGUCCCCGGCUACCUGCUUCGGCGGCCAGCAGACGGUGGAGCUCGGAAACCUAGUGCCGUGGAGCGCCUGGAGGCCGACAAGGCCAAGUACGUCAAGAGCCUGCAUGUGGCCAACACCCGCCAGGAACCUGUGCAGCCCCUGCUGUCCAAACAGCCGCUCUUCAGCCCUGGGACUCGCCGCACGGUGCUCACACCUAGCCGCCGGGCCCUACCUGGCCCCGGCCGCCGGCCCCAGCUGGACCUGGACAUCCUUAGCAGCCUCAUAGACUUGUGUGAUAGUCCCGUGUCCCCUGCCGAGGCCAGCCGUACCCCUGGACGGGCAGAGGGAGCCCGCCACCCGCCCCCAGCCACCCCUCCACGCCCGCCGCCCAGCACGGCUGCGGUCCGCCGAGUGGAUGUCCUUCCCCUGCCGGCCUCACCUGCCCGGCCCUGCCCGUCGCCAGGCGUUGCUGCCGCCUCCAGCCUGGCGCGGCCCCCGGGUUUGCAACGCUCCAAGUCCGACCUGAGCGAGCGCUUCUCGCGGGCGGCUGCUGACCUUGAGCGGUUUUUUAACUUCUGCGGCCUGGACCCGGAGGAGGCACGGGGGCUGGGUGUGGCCCACCUGGCUCGGGCCAGCUCGGACAUCGUGUCCCUGGCGGGGCCCAGCGCUGGGCCGGGCAGCUCCGAGGGGGGCUGCUCGCGCCGCAGCUCCGCCACUGUGGAGGAGCGGGCCCGCGAGCGCGUCCCCUACGGCGUGUCGGUGGUGGAGCGCAACGCCCGCGUGAUCAAGUGGCUGUACGGCUUGCGGCAAGCGAGGGAGACCCCGGCGGCCGAGGGCUAGGCCUCCGCUGGACUGGCGGUCGCCACAGGACAGAUCUUAGAGAGGCACUUGGCCCCUUGACCUCUCCUGCAUCCGCUCCCUGCCUUGGGGCAGACCAGAGGCUGCUGGCUGGUGUGAACCGGCGUGGAGGCAGAGGCUUAGAGGCUGGACCAGCGUCCGUCUGGCAAGGACUGACCCUGGAGAGAGCUGCCUCUUGAGCGUGGACCACCCCCUACCCUCACGUGUCAGAGUUGUGACACGAGCGUCCCCCUGCUUGGUUCCUCUGGUGGGUUUGGAUUUCAGCCACUUAGCCCUCCCCGCUGAGAGCGAGGGGCCGAGGGAGCUCACCAGGCCUGUCUACUCAGCAGCUCUGUUUCCUUCUUCCUUGGCCUCUGUCCUUUGCUGACUUCCUCUUCCUUACCCAGUGGGCCCUGGUUCCCUGGGAACUCCCCCCCGGGGGUGGGGGCAGGGGGGAAUGGCCUGUCCACUAUUCUUUUCUGGCCUUGGCAGCCUGGCCUAAGUGCGUAGACUGCAGGAGGGACUGGUUAGUCUUCUGCACUGCUCUGACUUCCCUCCCCUUGGUUAAUAAACACAAACGCUUGUUUUUCAA